Folsomia candida is the source of this 2999-nucleotide messenger RNA. RefSeq names its product ATPase family AAA domain-containing protein At1g05910. The coding region runs from base 74 to 2752 and encodes 892 amino acids. Gene Ontology annotation, biological process: positive regulation of transcription by RNA polymerase II. The record is from RefSeq and is a predicted model, not a curated record. Lineage: Eukaryota; Metazoa; Arthropoda; Collembola; Entomobryomorpha; Isotomidae. The transcript has 5 exons. Gene Ontology annotation, cellular component: nucleus. Gene Ontology annotation, molecular function: chromatin binding; histone binding; ATP binding.
CUCAUCCCCACACCUCCAAAACUUCGACUUCAACGAGCAGAUCGACUUCCUCCGGAAGAACCUCAUCAACCCCAUGAAGUGUCGCGACCUGUACAAAUCUGCCAAUAUUUCUCUCCCAAAAGGCAUUUAUUUCUAUGGCGUCGAAAUAAAGUCGCACGCCCUCGUCCUCGUCAAAGCCCUUGCGACCGAGUUGGGCAAAGAAUUCGGAGAUGGGAAGAAACCCCUCCGGAUUUUUAGACGGAUGGCGUCCGACGUCGUUUCAAAGUAUUCGACGGACAAGAGCGCAUAUUCUUUUGUGGAUCGACUCUUCUCCGUGGCGACGAAGAAUAAGCCGUCAAUCAUCUUUAUGGAGGAUUUGGACAAGUUUGGAGGAUUUUGUCAGUAUAAUAUUAUGACAAAUCACGACCUCGUCACAAAACUUGGCACCUGCAUGGACGCCCUAGUUCCCGGCGAGGUCUUCGUCAUCGCCACCAUCACCUCUAUGACGAACACCUUCGCACCCCUCAAUUCUGGGAAACGGUUCACAAAAUUUCUCUCGUUCCCGUCAAGCCUCUCCGUCAACGGGAUACUUGGCUGUCUUAAAAUGGAAACGGAGAAAUGGCAGAUUUCCACCACCACGGAAAAUUCCAGGGAGGAAAUUUUAGUCAAAGUUUCCGAACUCCUUUCCACUUCCGGUCUUUCCCUAAAAUGCGACGAUAUUACGACCCUUUGCCAGGAAAUUUAUCAGACCGCUAUCAACGAUCAAAUCCAAAGCAGCAGACCCCCAGUUGCUGAUUGCUGCAGUUGUUGCAAGUGUCCCCCAACCGCGCCAGAAUUUCCUACCUUGCCUCAAUGGGAGGCGGGACUUAAGGCAUUCACAAAAAUGAAGAAGGUCACUGCAGCGCCAGCCAGGCCGGGUGAGAACUCGGAUUUUACCGCGGCCACGGCGCGUUCCGAUUCGUCCAUGGAUUCCCUAAGCUUUACCAAGAUUGGCGGGCUUGCGGCGCAAAUUCAAAUUUUGACGGAGAACAUAAUCACGCCUUUGAAGAACCGCGAUAAAUUGAAAGAACUCGGAUGGGAUGUUGAACCCGUGCGGGGUUUCAUUUUCCACGGCCCGCCAGGAACGGGGAAAACGCUACUGGGGAAAACCUUGGCGGCAGAAUUAAGCCGUUUGAAUGAGAGCGGGAAUGGGAAAAAGUUUUCUUUCUUUUAUCACAAAGGGACCGACUGUUAUACGAAGUGGGUUGGCGACACGGAGGCUAAGUUGAGAUCGAUUUUUGCAAAUGCGGAGGCGAAGAAGCCGGCGAUAAUUUUUAUGGAUGAAAUCGAUGGGCUUUGCAGUGCGAGGGAUGAAAACGCCUCAAUCUCCAAAUUCUACAACGGCGUCGUCACCACCAUGCUCGGUCUGAUGGAUAAUCUCCCACGUGGGGAAGUUUUCGUCAUCGCGGCGACAAAUCGUCUCACCUGCCUCGACCCUGCUCUCCGUCGUCCCGGCCGAUUCGACAAAACCAUCGAAUUCCAGGCCCCAAAAUUGGAAGGACGAAAAUCCAUCCUGGAAAUCCACACGGCGUCGUGGGACGCAAAAUCCAAAAUGGAGGCCACCUUUGUCGACGAAAUCGCCGAAAUGACGGGCGGUUACACGGGCGCCGAUUUGGAGCAAGUUUGUCGACAAGCAUUCGUCUUCGCGAUGCGGCGACAUUCCUCAACUCAAAAUUCUCCGAAAACCGAAAAUGUUCCGAAAAAUAAGGAAUCCGAAACCGGAUCUGACUUUGACGGGUUAAUCGUCCAACGGCAAGAUUGGUACAGCGCGCUCAAGUCGGUCCGCCCAAGCGGGACGAAUCACUUUGGAAAUGCGGUCAUCACAGAUAAGCCAAUUCCCAACGGGGCCGCGGCCGCGUUGAAGGAGAAGCUGGAUGAGAUAACGGGUCGGUUGGGGUAUUUUCUCAAACCGGAAGAUGCGACCGUGGUGGGCGCAUCAUCAUCUUCGAAAUGUGGCGGGGGACUCAAUACCUUUUUGAUUUGGGGGAGUGAUGCGAAACAGCUUAAAGUAAUCGACAAUCUCCUAAUUCCGGCGCUCUUUUCCUCGCCCGCGUUCAGCCCCACGCUCGCCGCCAAAUUUGAAAUUCCUCCCCUCGGCGUUGGUCAGGAAGUCAUACAACGCCACGUUUCUUCCACGUUCAACCACGUGCUGAACCCUGGCGAGGGGAAAUUCGGAAUUUUAUACGUUCCUGGGAUCGAUCAGUUGUUGCAUGCGAGGAUUGGCAAGUUUUGGAAGAUGAAGGAACACGAACAGAUUUUGGACAGUUUUGAGAUGCUGAGAGGGGAACGAGUACUCCUCAUCGGGACUGCUACCGGAUCACCGGACCAGAUGAGUGAUCGGGUUCAAGUCCUGUUUAGAGGUCUUCAAAAUUCCCGCCACUACGAACUUCCUGCCCCCAACGUAACCGAAAUACGACAAGUAUUCUCCAACAUCUCAGCGAAAAUCCAACCCGCUACGUUUGAAAAAAUGAUAACAAAACUAGGUGGCGCCACACCUCAAAAUACGGCUGACCUUGUUGGGAACACUGUUACUCGAAAAAAUUUGACUUUAUACGACUUACUCGAUUUUGAGGGGGAAGUUGCCCAAAUUUUUACCCAAUAUGACUCGAAGUCUGACAAGGAUAAAACAGACGAGGAAAUCAAUACAGCUUUGGAGAAAGCUACAGAAGCAUUUUGCUCUUAUUUAGAUGGGCAAGAAAAAUACAAAUCGUCCCUUUCCAGCAUGUAUACUUGAGUAUACGACUUGUAAAUAUGUAAUACAUAUUCAUUUACUAGAUAAUUAAGUUUUAAUGCUUCUUACUCAAAUUAAAUUAUGGAUAAGGUAAUAUUGAAUUCACAAAAUUAAUACAGUUUUCCAAACGUUCAAAUUAAAUGUUAACACGGACAAGGUGUAAAAAAAUGUUUGUCCCGAGUUGACACUUGGUUUUACGCCGGCCAUGAUUUUAAAAUUUCAAAUAAAAAUAUUCAACCAUUCAAAAGUA